AUGUCAUCAGAUAAUAUGGAUUCUGCGGUAAAUGCUAUGCGUGCUCUACAAGAUCGUAUCAAUGAACUACAAAAUGAAAAUGAAAUCCUUAAACACGAUAUAACAAUUCUCCGUUUAAAUUUAUCUGCACAAAAUUCAUCUAACAUGGCGGUAGACGCUCAGUUAAAUAGUAAAGCACAAACACUUGCAAGUGAAUUAAAUGCAGUUUCACAAUCAUUAAUUACAUUAAGGCAGCUUCGAAGAGAUAAAAACGAUUUAAAAGAACUUAAUACAAAAAUACAAGCAGAAUUGGGUCAACAAUUAAGAAAAAAUAUAUUAAUGCGUAAUAAAAUAAAAAUAUUAAAAUCUAAACUUGACGAAAUUCUUGGAUCAGAAGACGAACUUGAUGCAAUUCUUUUACAAUAUGUUCUUCCAGAACCAUCAAAAUCAAACUCUCAUCUUGACAUUCGCUUUAAUCUGAAUAUGAAAACGAAGUCGCCUAAUUCAGAAUCCGCAAAAUUACAAGUUUUGCUUAAGCAGGUACAAUCUCUUCCAGCAACUCCUCACGGCGAAUCCGUUAACUUUAAGAAUGAAAUUUUUUCAACUCUUUACAAAGUUAAAUCCAAAAUAGAUCAGUUAAAAUAUGA
Molecule: messenger RNA, 626 nt
Organism: Trichomonas vaginalis G3
Lineage: Eukaryota; Parabasalia; Trichomonadida; Trichomonadidae
Product: nuclear distribution protein NUDE family
Exons: 1
Source: RefSeq, a predicted model, not a curated record